This is a messenger RNA of Panonychus citri (citrus red mite), 1775 nucleotides long. RefSeq lists its product as uncharacterized. Bases 480 to 1775 code for a protein of 431 amino acids. Lineage: Eukaryota; Metazoa; Arthropoda; Arachnida; Trombidiformes; Tetranychidae. The transcript has a single exon. The record is from RefSeq and is a predicted model, not a curated record.
CUAACUAUACUGGUUAUUCAACCUUAUUUUUAUAUCAAAAUUUUCUCUCUUUCUAUUUUCUCUGUCUACAAUUCGUGGUACCUUGACUUUUUCCUUCAUUAUCACCUUGAUCUUUGUUUGUUUUUCUCGUAGCAAUUUCUUAAUUAAAAACGACUUUGGACUAACUAAUUAAGUGAACACCUAAAUCAACAUUAGAUAAUUUUCUCGAUAACCUUUUCAAUUUUGGAUCAUUACAAUAUUAAUCACAAUAAGCAAACUAACAAUUAACAAUAUUAAAUGAAUGAAACAAUAGACUAACUUUUUUCUCAGCGUAAUAAACAUGAUAAUUCAACCAAACUUGAAACUUUUUCUUCAGUUAUCAACUACCAUCCAAAUGGAUGACAAUUAGCUCUCAAUUGUGUUUUGAUGAUUUAUGAUUAUUAAUAUAAGCCUUUUGAAAAGCUCAUUGGUUUUGUACGAAUUGUUUAACGAAAUUGAAAAUGAUUAAUCAAUGCGAUUCGGUCAAAUUUUUUGGAUUUCUAUUGCGAAUCUUCAUCCACCAGAUACUUGGUGUUCCCAAAAUAGAUGCUCCAGUUGAAGCGACUCAAGAGGCCAUCAAUCGCUACGAAAAGUAUGCUCUUUUCUUUUGCACAUUGUUGCACGGAUUCCGUCAGUAUGGUCAAGAUAAAGAUCAAAAUAGUAACUCAAAGGACGUGACACUUUCAACGUCAAGUCUUCAUGCAAACUUGCCAUUUGACCUUAAGAAUUGGAGUAUUCGGCUGGCAUCAGCCGUAAACUUUGUUCGCUUCGUUAGUUUGAUAUUCAUCAAGGACGAAGCUACUCUCAUCUAUCUAGGGGACAAUGUUUUCCGGUCAAAAGAUCGUAUAUCAAUAUGCAUGUUUAAUCUUUUCUCAAUAACUGUGUCAAUGCUCGUUCGUGAAGCUUUCUUACGUAGCGAAGCUCAAAAUCAUUGUACUGUUCUUGCAGAUUAUGACUAUGUUCGUACUCAUGGCUUCAACUCUUCACAUCUUAAAAUGACCACAGCUCAGACUAAACAGUUCCAGUUGACUGUCCACUUUUUACUCAACCUUUAUAAUCGUAUAAUUACCUGUAUGGUUCCAUUUAUAGUGAUCUUGUACAAUAUACCCUUUUUUACCAAUCCUUACACAUAUCAAAUAUCAUCUCUGGCGAUUUAUGGUACUCUCUGGUCUUUUACUCACACUUGGUCAGCUGUUUUUCUUGCGAAUGAGAUGUUAACAACCUCUGGUUACAUGUUUCUCAUUUGUGCUAUCCACUACUAUCGUAUACAGUCAGUUGUUGAACAAUCAAAAUCCAUUCCUAACGAGUCUAUUAAUAAUUUAUCAAUUGGCCGUCAUAACGACGACUUCAAGGAGUAUCGAGAGCUCAAAAGUAGCGAUAAAAUGUUGCAGCGAGUUAAAAGAUCAAAAGUUUCACAAACUUGUUCUUCGGAAUCAUUUCUAUCAACUAUUCACAGAGAUAUUGAAAUUAUCGCUAAUCACGAUCUAAAAUGUGCUCAGUUUACGCCGAAUUAUAAGAUAAUUGUCAAUUGGGCUACGAAUCUUAUCGGCAAUUGGACUCACCGAUUCAAUAGUUAUGAAUUUGACUUCAAGCGACUGCGAUAUUUGGUGCUGUAUUAUUUUACGGUGGUCGCUUUUACGGCCGAUCUGUUCAUCUUUUUGGGCGUUAUCAUCGUUUCUCAUUCCCGAUUAGUCGCCAACAUGUAUGCAGUAUUAGGCUUUAGUGCUAACCUUUGCUGGUUGCUACUUUGUAGGUGA